Selaginella moellendorffii is the source of this 389-nucleotide messenger RNA. RefSeq names its product copper transport protein ATX1. The record is from RefSeq and is a predicted model, not a curated record. The transcript is spliced from 2 exons. The coding region runs from base 62 to 250 and encodes 62 amino acids. Lineage: Eukaryota; Viridiplantae; Streptophyta; Lycopodiopsida; Selaginellales; Selaginellaceae. Gene Ontology annotation, molecular function: metal ion binding.
CGAGUGGCGCGCGUGAAUUUUUUCCGAUUGUUCUUGGCAGAUCGUGGAGCUCAAGGUCGCCAUGACUUGCGAGGGAUGCGUGGGUGCCGUGAAGAGGGUUCUGGGCAAAAUGCAAGGAGUGGAGUCUUUCGAUGUGGAUCUCAAGGAGCAAAAGGUAACCGUCAAGGGCAAUGUCAAGGCGGAAGACGUGCUCCAGACGGUGUCCAAGACGGGCAAAGCGACCACUUUCUGGCCCAAGGAAGAACAGUGAGCCAUCCAGCCAUGGCGAUCCAAUCCAUCGAGGAAAGAGUAGCGUAGAGAACACUCCUCCUCUCUCUCUCUCUCUCUCUUAUAACAUCACAACUAAGUUUCCUGCUAGAGAACUUGAUCGAUCGAGAACUUCGAGAGUA